Messenger RNA from Castor canadensis (American beaver), 4563 nucleotides. It is a transcript of the gene Srebf1, whose product is annotated as sterol regulatory element binding transcription factor 1. The record is from RefSeq and is a predicted model, not a curated record. Gene Ontology annotation, biological process: regulation of transcription by RNA polymerase II. Gene Ontology annotation, cellular component: nucleus. Gene Ontology annotation, molecular function: protein dimerization activity; DNA-binding transcription factor activity, RNA polymerase II-specific; RNA polymerase II cis-regulatory region sequence-specific DNA binding. NCBI's taxonomy places the organism in Eukaryota, Metazoa, Chordata, Mammalia, Rodentia, Castoridae.
GAGGGGCGGGGCCGGCAGCGGGGCGGAGCGGACGCCUCUAGGUGUUUUAAGAGCUUUAAAACUUCGCUAAGCGUUGACAGGUGAAGUCGUCACCGGGACGCCGUCUGGGCCAGUCACCUGGACGCCCCGAGGGGGCGGGGGGCGCAGACCGCCGAGUCAUGGAUUGCACAUUCGAAGACAUGCUUCAGCUCAUCAACAACCAAGACAGCGACUUCCCUGGCCUAUUUGAUCCACCCUAUGCAGGGGGCAGGGUAGGGGGCACAGACCCAGGCAGCCCUGGUGCCAGUUCCCCGGGCAGCUUGUCCCCACCUCCUGCCUCUCUGAGCUCCCCUCUAGAAGCCUUGCUAGGGGGACCUAAGGUGGCACCCCCACCCUUGAUCCCUCCCCAGUCUGCCACCCCAUUGAAGAUGUACCAAUCUGUGCCCCCCUUCUCCCCUGGGCCUGGUGUCAAAGAAGAGCCUGUGCCAUUAACCAUCCUGCAACCCUCUGCUCCACAGCCCCUGCCAGGGGCCCUCCUGUCCCAGAGCUUCCCAGCCCCAGCCCCAGCCCCAGCCCCAGCCCCAGCCCCUGCCCCUGCCUCUGCCCCUACCCCGCCACAGUUCAGUUCUACUCCCGUGUUGGGCUACUCUAGCCCUCCUGGAGGCUUUUCCACAGGGACCCCUUCUGGGAGUGCCCAGCAGACACUGCCUGGCCUGCCACUGGCUUCCUUGCCAGGGGUCCCGCCCGUCUCCUUGCACACCCAGAUCCAGAGUGUGGGUCCUCAGCAACUGCUGACAGCCACAGCAGCAGCUGGAACGACCACUGUGACCUCACAGAUCCAGCAGGUCCCGGUCCUGCUGCAGCCCCACUUCAUCAAGGCAGACUCACUGCUGCUGACAACCAUGAAGACAGAUGUAGGGGCUGUGAAGGCAGCGGGCAUCAGCACCCUGGCUCCUGGCACAGCUGUGCAGGCAGGACCCUUGCAGACCCUGGUGAGUGGUGGAACCAUCCUGGCCACAGUGCCGCUGGUCAUGGAUGCUGAUAAGCUGCCCAUCAACCGGCUGGCAGCUGGCAAGGCUGCGGGCUUAGCCCAGAGCCGAGGGGAGAAGCGCACAGCCCACAACGCCAUCGAGAAACGCUAUCGCUCCUCCAUCAAUGACAAGAUUGUGGAGCUCAAGGACCUGGUGGUGGGCACUGAGGCGAAGCUGAAUAAAUCUGCUGUCUUGCGCAAGGCCAUCGACUACAUCCGCUUCUUACAACACAGCAACCAGAAACUCAAGCAGGAGAAUCUGAAUCUUCGAACUGCUGCCCACAAAAGCAAGUCGCUGAAAGACCUGGUGUCCAGCUGUGGCAGUGGAGGAAGUGCAGAUGUGCCCACAGAGAGUGUGAAGCCUGAGGUGGUAGACACGCUGACCCCACCACCCUCAGAUGCUGGCUCGCCCUCCCAGAGUAGCCCCUUGUCCUUUGGCAGCAGGGGUAGUGGCAGUGGUGGCAGUGGCAGUGACUCCGAGCCUGACAGCCCAGUCUUCGAGGACAGCCAGAUAAAGCCCGAGCAGCUGCCAUCACCCCACAGCCGGGGCAUGCUGGACCGCUCCCGCCUGGCCCUGUGUGUGCUGGUUUUCCUCUGUCUGUCUUGCAACCCCUUGGCCUCCCUUCUAGGCAGCUCCUCCAAUGCCGCCGAUGUCCACCAUGGUCCUGGGCGCAGUGUGUUGGGGGCCGAGGGCACAGAUGGCCCCAGCUGGGUACCGUGGCUGCUGCCCCUCCUGGUCUGGCUAGCCAAUGGGCUUCUGGUGCUGGUCUCCUUGGCACUUCUCUUCAUCUAUGGGGAGCCAGUCACACGGCCUCACUCAGGCCCGGCUGUGCACUUCUGGAGACAUCGCAAGCAGGCUGAUCUGGACCUGGCCCGGGGGGACUUUGCGCAGGCUGCCCAGCAGUUGUGGCUUGCCCUACGGGCACUAGGCCGACCCCUGCCCACCUCCAACCUGGACCUGGCCUGCAGCCUGCUCUGGAACCUCAUUCGCCACCUGCUGCAGCGCCUCUGGGUGGGCCGCUGGCUGGCAGGCCAGGCUGGGCGCCUGCAGAGGGACUGUGCUCUGAGGGCAGAUGUGCGCGCCAGUGCCCGAGAUGCGGCCCUUGUCUACCAUAAGUUGCACCAGCUGCACGCCAUGGGGAAGUACACGGGUGGGCACCUCAUUGCCACUAACCUUGCACUGAGUGCCCUGAACCUGGCGGAGUGUGCAGGGGAUGCUGUGUCCAUGGCAACGCUGGCAGAGAUCUAUGUGGCUGCCGCCCUGAGGGUCAAGACCAGUCUCCCGAGGCCCUUGCACUUCCUAACACGCUUCUUCCUGAGUAGUGCCCGCCAGGCCUGCCUGGCGCAGAGUGGCUCAGUGCCUCUUGCCAUGCAGUGGCUCUGCCAUCCUGUGGGCCACCGUUUCUUCGUGGAUGGGGACUGGGCCGUGCGCAGUGUCCCGCGGGAGAGCCUGUACAGCUUGGCCGGGAACCCAGUGGACCCUCUUGCUCGGGUGACUCAGCUGUUCCGAGAGCAUCUUCUGGAGCGAGCACUGAACUGUGUGGCCCAGCCCAGACCAAGCCCCAGCCCUGUGGCAGCUGAUGGGGACAGGGAAUUCUCAGACGCCCUUGGGUACCUGCAGCUGCUGAACAGCUGUUCCGAUGCGGCUGGAGCUCCCGCCUGCAGCUUCUCCAUCAGCUCCAGCAUGGCCGCCACCACUGGCACGGACCCUGUGGCCAAGUGGUGGGCCUCACUGACAGCCGUGGUGAUCCACUGGCUACAGCGGGAUGAAGAGGCGGCCGAGCGACUAUACCCACUGGUGGAGCACCUGCCCCGAGCCCUGCAGGAGACUGAGAGACCCCUGCCUAGGGCUGCUCUGCACUCCUUCAAGGCUGCCCGGACCCUGCUGGGCCGAGGAAAGGCAGAGUCUGGUCCGGCCAGCUUGGCCAUCUGUGAAAAGGCCAGUGGGUACCUGCGAGACAGCCUGGCCACCACACCAACUGGCAGCUCUAUUGACAAGGCCAUGCAACUGCUCCUGUGUGAUCUGCUCCUUGUGGUACGCACUAGCCUGUGGCGGCAGCAGCAGCCACCAGCCUCAGCCCAGGUGGCCCAGGGUGCCGUCAGUGGGCCCCAGGCCUCUGCACUGGAGCUGCGUGGCUUCCAGCGGGACCUGAGCAGCCUGAGGCGUCUGGCACAGAGCUUUCGGCCUGCCAUGCGGAGGGUGUUCCUACAUGAGGCCACUGCUCGGCUGAUGGCAGGGGCCAGCCCAGCGAGGACACACCAACUCUUGGACCGUAGUCUGAGAAGGCGGGCAGGCCCUGGUGGCAAAGGCUCAGCUGCAGAGCUGGAGCCUAGGCCUACGUGGAGGGAGUACACUGAGGCGUUGCUGCUGGCUUCCUGCUACCUACCGCCUGGCUUCCUGUCGGUGCCUGGGCAGCGCGUGGGCAUGCUGGCCGAGGCGGCGCGAACGCUUGAGAAGCUCGGCGAUCACCGGCUGCUGCAUGACUGCCAGCAGAUGCUCCUGCGCCUGGGAGGUGGGACUACCGUCACGAACAGCUAGACUCCACGCGGCGGCCUAGUUCACAGUGUCCUGGGCUCUACCGUCACGAACAGCUAGACUCCACGCGGCGGCCUAGUUCACAGUGUCCUGGGCUCUACAGUUCACUCACAGCUGAACUCUCCUUGGAGGGUGGAAGGCCCCUGAGGGCCUUCUCUUGCGCUGAGAGAAUGGAGGGGCGCGAUUCCACCGCCAGCCAGCUCACCAACCUGACGAGCCGCAGCCAGGCUAGUACUGGCCUCUGGUGGUCAAUGGGGAAAAUGCAGGGGCCGAGCCGCCAGCCUGCGUGCUCCAGCUCUGCAGGCACCUUAACGGCUUCUGCUCCCUGCUCCCCCCAACCAACGCCCGCCAGGCCGCCUGUCUAGAGAGGAGAGGGGUACCUUUUGCGGAGCUGAGGGGGGCCCUGUCUUCUCUCCUUUCUGGGGAGACUUGUACAUAGUAUAGAUGUGGGUGAGCCAGCCUCCUGGCCUCAGAGGCUCAUUUGCCUUUUGCAAACUAUUUUCCUAGGUUGAUGAUAAGUUUUGUACAGAAUAAAGAAUGAGAUUAUUUAUAACCUGAGCUUUGUUCCUUUGGUAGUAGAGUGUGUGCUUCAGCUGGGGGACAUGCUCACCAGAGUCCUUUUUUCCCCAGCACCUAGGCAGGGUAUCCUGGCCCCACCUAGGGUCAAUCUGCCCCUUUCCAUGUUAGCAGACCUGUUCCACUCAUCUGGGCCACAUCAACCCUUCCAGCAUUGAUGGUCUCAGCUCCCUCUUACUUUCUACCAAGUCCCAGGGUGCCAUGGGAGGACAUUGUCCUCAGGGGCCUAUUGUGACAACCUAGGUCUCCCAGUAUGUCUGGAGUGUCUCACCUCCCCAAUCUCCUGUCCCCUGGUAUUGCCUCCUUGUACCACAGUCAGGACCUGAGGCCACAUGGGCAGGUGAGGACAUAGGAUAGGCAUCAGGAGUCUUCUGUUGAAACAGUAAGGCAGAAAAACCACUGUGCCCCCCCCUUCUCAUCCCCCAGCUAAAGCCUGGUCCCA